AUGGAACUCAGCAGCAGUGACGUGAGUCAAGUCAAAUGGUUCAACCCGCACGGCGACCCAAGCAAUGUGGGAAUCGCGUGGCAGCGAUGGCUGCGUAGCUUCGAGCUGUAUGCAGUCGGACGAGGGGUGAAAAAUGCCGAGCAGAAACGAGCGUUGUUGCUACACCUGUGCCGGACAGAAGUGCAGGAUAUCUUCUUUUCCUUGGAGGAAGAAGAGGGUCAGACGCCUACGAGAAAUCAAAGAAAACCGAGCAAACAUUUUCAGCCGAAAAUCAACGUGCCGUAUGAGCGGUAUUGCUUCAGGAGCAUGGCGCAGGAGGACGGCGAGUCGAUAGAGAAGUUCAUCGUGCGGCUGCGGCAACGAGCUGUUCGCUGCAAUUUCCAGAAGCAGACGAGGAAAUUCGUGACCAAGUGA
Molecule: messenger RNA, 414 nt
Organism: Patiria miniata (bat star)
Lineage: Eukaryota; Metazoa; Echinodermata; Asteroidea; Valvatida; Asterinidae
Exons: 1
Coding region: 1-414 (137 amino acids)
Source: RefSeq, a predicted model, not a curated record